Messenger RNA from Marasmius oreades (fairy-ring Marasmius), 2208 nucleotides. RefSeq lists its product as uncharacterized. Gene Ontology annotation, molecular function: FAD binding; oxidoreductase activity. The record is from RefSeq and is a predicted model, not a curated record. The transcript is spliced from 17 exons. Bases 383 to 2092 code for a protein of 569 amino acids. NCBI's taxonomy places the organism in Eukaryota, Fungi, Basidiomycota, Agaricomycetes, Agaricales, Marasmiaceae.
UUCACCGCAAGUUGGUGUGGACAACCUUCUCGCUCGACCUAUUUUCCACUCGCGCUUACGAAAAACUUCAAAUGAACAUACCCUAAGUAAUGGCCGUCCUUCCGAAGGCACAAAUUGGUAUAAACAAACGGUCACAGGUCACACCUUCUUCCGGACUCCACCCAACACCCUUCGUCAAUUCAGAGCGGCUUGCCGUCGUUCGCUUAAUAGACAGUGCGAAACUCGAAACCCCAUCUGAACCAUUUUAUCUAGCGGUUCGGACAACAUUUGGACAACCGAAUUGUGCCUGCCACUGUUAGAAAACACUAUAAAUUUGGAGACUCCCGCCAACUGAAUUCAACCUCCUGGGACUUCUUCUCCAACCCGUUCCCAAGCUUCCCUCAUGAAGAUUGUGCCUACAUUGCUAGGGUUUUCUGCGGUACUUGGGUCCUCUUUCCAAACCGUCUACGGGGCCGCUACCCAGGAGCAAUGGAAGCGUCUCGGAGAAUCGCUUCAAGGCCGGUUACACCCUGCUACGCCACUAUCCGCACCCUGUUUCUCCGUCGUGAAUGGGAAGCAGGUUCCGCGUAACGAGUCGGCGUGCAGAGAGGUUCAGCAAGGUUACACAAAUCCUGAUUUUCGUUUUCCCAGAGCGAAUGCUCGCAUGAUCCUACAAUGGGAAACAUGCAUGAGAACCUCGGAGGGUUGUUUACUUGAUUCGCUCAACCCCGACAACUCAGCUGCAUGGGUGGGAAAGGACUGUAAACAGGGAAGCAUACCACCGUACUUUAUUGAGGUCGCUGGUCCGGAAGACGUACAGAAAGCCUUCGAUUUCGCAAAAAAGACUGGAACGUACUUGUCUAUAAAAGCUUCUGGUCAUGAUUAUAAAGGUCGUUCCAGUUUGCCAGGAUCCCUCUCUCUCUGGACUGCAAAUUUGAAAUCCAUGUCGUACUCGAAAACAUUCACUCCUGAAGGCGGCAAUAAGACUCAUGCAGCUGUAACACUUGGGGCUGGUGCGACUACUGAGGAUAUCUACAAGUUCGCGGACGAGAACAAGUUCACGUUUGUUGGAGGAUACGCUCAAACUAUUGCUGCCAGCGGCGGCUGGGUUGCGGGUGGAGGCCACAGCGUUCUUUCUCCUGUCUAUGGCUUAGGUGUUGACCGUGUUUUGGAAUUCAAGGUUGUGACUCCCGAUGGCAAAUACCGAACUGCCAAUGAGUUUCAGAACCAAGACCUCUUCUGGGCAUUGCGUGGGGGAGGAGGUGGUACAUUUGGUGUCGUCCUUGAAUCAACAAUGUUGGUGGAGCCGGUGAUGAGCCUUAGGGUGGCAUCGAUUUCUGUUCCUCAAAACCCAGACAAUGCCCACCAGUUCCUUAGUCUGAUCAUCAACGAAACAUACAAAUGGAAUCAAGAGGGUUGGGGUGGACACAUGACUAGCGUCUCACUCAUCAAUGUCAACCCGCUUUUAACUCUGAAAGAAGCCCAGAAGUCGAUGAAGCCUAUUACGGACUUCGCACUCGUCAAUAAUGGAACGUCGGUGGUCGAGGAACUACCAUCAUGGCAGGCGUUUUUUACAAAAUAUGUUCUAUCAGCUCAAGCGGUUAUUGGUCAACCCACGAUUAUGGGCUCGCGGUUGAUGCCUACCGAGUUGUUCAAGACCGACCAAGGGAGAGCCCAACUUCUCAACAUCACGUUUACCGAGCUUACGCAGUACAAGACCGACCCGUAUAUCAUUCUCGGUAUGCCUACCGUGUAUAAAUACACCGAGGGGUCCACGAGUAUCACUCCUGCAUGGAGAAAGGCGUCCUUUCAGCUCGGAGGUAGUGUGAGGUAUAGUUGGAACUCGACUGUUAGCGAUAUUGUACAGAUCUAUCGGGAAGUCACUGAGCGGACGCAGCUUGCGAGGGCUAUCGCGCCCCAUUCUGGGGCUUACUUUAACGAAGGCGAUUUAUACGAACCAAAUCAUGAGGUGGCCUUCUGGGGCGAUAACUAUCCCAGGUUGUUGAAGAUCAAGAAAAAGUAUGACCCGGAAGGAAUAUUGGACUGCUGGCAGUGCGUGGGAUCUAGGGGCUUGACCGACCCGCGCUUCUCGUGCUAUUUACCACUGCUUUAGUAGUCGAUAAGUGUAGUAACUCAUGCAUGAUAUCACAUGGGCUUCACGUGAGAUGCUGAAUGCAAAAAGAGAUCGAUCCAGAUAGUCGGAGAUAACCCACACCUCCAAUUACCCAA